Messenger RNA from Prorocentrum cordatum, 1913 nucleotides. Lineage: Eukaryota; Dinophyceae; Prorocentrales; Prorocentraceae. The record is from the annotation of a GenBank genome assembly.
AUGCACAAGCGCGCAGUCACGGGGCCUGGCUGGAAAUGGCAGACCUGCUUCUUCGUCCUCAAGUCCGGCGUGGGGAUAGCUCGCAGGCUGCUGUGGACACUGCAUCCCAACGACGAGGUGCCCGUGGGGUCUGUCCACCUGAGCCAGAUCCGUGCGGUGCAGGCGUUGGACACCCCCGACGGCGAGGCCUGCCUGAUCGUCGACUGGGGCGGCCACGACGCGUCCCACGCGCUGACCCUGCGCUCCAGCUCCCCGCAGACACGUCAGGACGCCCGGGCCUCUGCCGCCAGCCUCGCCGAACCUGGCCUGUGCAGCAGGGGCAGGCUACGCAAGUACGUGUCGUGGACAGACUGCAGGGCGUGCCCUGAAUGCGAACCGACCGAACCAGAAUUGAGCAAGGACAAGUACGACGGACGGAGCUGGUUGGAGCAGGAAUUCGACGAGGCCCUGGCGGCCGCGGCCACGCCGGCGCGCGCCGGCAUGCGGCGCAGCAGCGGCGCCCCGCCCGCCGAGACGCAGCCCCGCCAGGGGCGGCCCGGCAGCCCCAGGCGGCAGCGGGCCGCGCAGGCCUCCAGCGGCAGCGGGCGCAAGGCUGGCGCGAGCGGCGGCGGCCAGCGGCGCUGCAGCUCCUUCGCUGACCGGGCGGCGGCGGCGGCGGCAGCCGCGCCUGCAGCCGACGCCUCCCCCGAGGAGGCAGCCCUGGAGGUCUGCACACAGAGGGUCGCCUGCAGCAUCUGCUGCGAGGAGGCGCCCUUGCAGAGCGCCUUCCGCCUGGCCUGCCGGCACGGCUGGUAUUGCGGCGGUUGCAUGCAGCGGCACGCGGAGGCCAGGCUCGCCUCCGGCUCGGCGGAGGUGCCCUGCCCCGAGUGCUACGCGCCCGUCGCCGAGAGGGACCUGCGAAAGCUGCUGCCCCCGGCGAUCGUGGAGCGGCUGCUCGCCCGCAGCUUGGAGCAGGCGGUCUCCGCCGCCCCAGACCUGCGGGCGUGCCCCACCCCGAACUGCCCCAUGCGCGUGGCGCUGGACGAGGGCGAGACCGGGCGGCUCCACUGCCCGAUGUGCCGGAAGGUCUCUUGCCUGAGGUGUGGUGCGCGCCCGUUUCACCGCGGCCUCACCUGCGACGAGCACGCCAGGAGGCAGCGGCUGAAGGGCAACGGACAGGACGAGGAGAGCCUCCAGAAGUGGAUGGACUCUGUGGGCGCCAAGAAGUGCCCCUCCUGCAGCAUGGCGAUCACGAAGCAGACCCUGCGGAACCAGGCGACGCAGUAUUCCGAGUGCCACAAGAUGAAGUGCCGGAACUGUUCGACCCGCUUCUGCUUCAAGUGCUUGGCCGUGUUGACGGAUACCUACACAUGCGGCUGCAGCAUCGACGCGCAUGGCUUCAUUGACCCCAUCACGGGCAAGCGCUUGGAGCACCUCAGGGCGAAGAGGAGGCGAUCCAACGGCAGCAGCGCCCACGCCAAGGCUGCCGUCAAGGCGAAGGCCAAGGCGCGGAGGAAGGCCUGAGCCGCGCGGCCGAAAGGGGCGCAGUGCACCGGGGGGUUGGGAUACGUAGUGGAGGGAACAUGGGCUGGCGGGUCUCCGACCGCACCCGCCCUGCCGCGGCCUGGACGAGGCGUGAGGUGUGCCCGUUCGGGCUUGCGCGCAGCCCCCCCUGCGCUUAAUUAGAGCCCGGCCGAGCGCCCUCCCAAGUGGGCCGCCGCCCGGGCCGCCGGGCGCGCUCGCGGGGUGCAUUCGCUUUCAGCCCGGCGCGCCGCCGCCAGGGGGAGGGGGGAGGUUGCUCCCCAAAUCCCAUGCGGCGCCCGCCCUCCGGCCUCCCCCGGUCACCUCCGGCCGCUGUCCAGCCCUGGGCGCGUGCGGGCAGCGCCGGAGACAGACCCCGCCGCAGGGGGAGCGCCGCGAUCCGCGGCCAGAAA